AUUCCAUACACCAUGUUCGAGAAAACAGAAUAUCAAAACUUCAUUGACAAAGUCAAUAAGAUCCGAAGCUAUGGAUUGAACAAGAUGCUGACUAUACCACAGAUCGCUAUCCUAGGCGAUCAGUCGAGUGGUAAGUCAAGUGUCCUGGAAGCCCUGACAAGGCUCUCAUUCCCUCGAAAUAUCGAAACAUGUACACGCUUCGCCACACAAGUAAGCUUGCGCCAAAGUCCGCGAAAAGAAAUGUCCGCUCAUAUCGAUGGCGAAGCUGCAUUCAACAAGCAAUACCAGGCGCAAGAGGCGGAUUGGAAUAUCCAUACAAUUAUUAGCGAUGCAAAUAGAAUUCUAUGCUCCUAUGUAGAGAUUAGCGAAAAAGUGCUUGAGAUCACCAUCUCUGGUCCUACAUUGUCACCUCUCACUGUCAUUGAUCUUCCCGGUUAUAUCAAUACAACCGUCGAUGGGCAGGACAAAAGCAUAGUGGAGACCAUCCGCACAAUCAACACCAAGUACAUCAAAGACAGUCGCACUAUCAUCCUGGCAGUAGUUCCUGCUAAUGUGGACCUGAACAAUAUUUUCGUGCUCGGUGAAGCAGAACGCUACGAUCCAAAAAACGAGCGUACAAUCCCCAUUGUGACAAAGCCCGAUACCGUAGAGCCAGACCUGCUUCCCAAUUUGAUCCAAACAGUGCUUAACAAACGCAAGCAAAUGCGCCUAGGAUACCUCGUCAUGAAGAAUUCAAGCUACAAAGACAUUGACAUUCCUUGGGAAGAGGCCAAAAAACGAGAGGACGAAUUUUUUAAGUCGUCGGAGCUGUGGAAUCAGGUGCCGGUUACAAGAAGAGGCCGAGUCCAUGUGAAGGAGUUCUUGGGUGAUCUCUUAUAUACCCAUAUCAAGAAGGAAUUGCCGUUCCUGAGAAAGGAUAUUCUUGAUAUGAUCAAGGAAUGCGAAGAUGAAAUCACCAGCAUGGGCCCACCAGUGUCGAGCAUCGCCACAGCUAAGAUUAAAUACAUUGACAAUGUCAUGAAGCUCAAGUCCUCGCUCAUCGCACUUCUCGACGGCAACUACACCUUCGAGUACAUCAACCAGAACAAACCAAGUCUGGAAAACCAAGAUUCAGUGAGCACUGGCCACGGCGAUAGUGAAGAUGACAUGGUGCCCCUUUCUCUCGAAGAGAGUAGCCAUACCUUCCUUCGCUCGUCGUUACAAACCCUGUACCAGCGAUACAAUGCUGUGAUGAACAAGGACAAGUAUAUACUUGAAAAGGACAAAAUUAGUGAGCUGGUUCUUCGUUACAAGGGAAAAGAGCUACCCGGAUUUAUCUCGUUCACCACUUUCACACAGAUUUACAUGGAAACAUUAGUUCGAUGGAGCGACAUGACCAAAGUCCAUAUCGCCAAUAUGCACCAGUAUUUGUACAAGGCCAUCUCUAGGUUCAUAGCAUUCACCGCAGACCCUCUUAUCAAAGACACACUUCUAAUAGAAUUCGACAGAUUCUAUAGCUUACAGAUAACAAAAAUUGAGAGCGAGAUUGAGAGCAUCUUCAUAGACGAGGACACACCUUUCACGAUGAACAAGUAUUAUUACGAUAACAUCCUCAAAAGCAGGAAAGCAAAGGCGGAGCAGAAGAUAGCAGAACUGGCGAAAUUAGGCACUACACCCGACGAAUACACCGCCGAGUAUAUCAAAAAACUUUUAGAACAACAAUUGGAGUCGUAUGGCAAUCCCUCACAAAUAUCUGAUGUGAACUAUAACGAGGAACUUGCAGUUGAGGACCUACAAGAGCAAUUGCGGUCUUACUGCAAGGUGGUCCGCAAGCGAAUUGUUGAUGUAGUUCUUCAACAAACUAUUGAGCGGCAUAUGAUAAAGCGAAUUAACCUCUAUUUUGAAAUGUUAAUCGCUGUCGACGAAGAUACAAUUUCGAGCCGACUCGUGGAGCCACCAGCAAAGCAAGAACGUCGGCAAGAACUACAAGACAAAGUAGCGGUCUUACGCAAGAGUCUGCUUGCAUUAUAGUAUUUUAUGCAGC
Lobosporangium transversale is the source of this 2023-nucleotide messenger RNA. RefSeq names its product P-loop containing nucleoside triphosphate hydrolase protein. Bases 13 to 2010 code for a protein of 665 amino acids. The transcript is spliced from 2 exons. The record is from RefSeq and is a predicted model, not a curated record. Gene Ontology annotation, molecular function: GTP binding; microtubule binding; GTPase activity. Lineage: Eukaryota; Fungi; Mortierellomycota; Mortierellomycetes; Mortierellales; Mortierellaceae. Gene Ontology annotation, cellular component: membrane; microtubule; cytoplasm.